AUGGAGCCUGUUGAGAUAAAGGAGUUGAUGGGAUGCCUGACAACAGAUAUUAUUGGCCGUUGCUCACUUGGAGUAGAAUGUAACAGUAUGGAACAUCCAAACACCGAUUUUAGAAAAUUCGGAAAACGCCUUUUCCAUUUCACACCGUUUCGACUUCUGAAAGCAACAUUCACCAGAGGUUUCCCUAAAUUGGCAAGGUACCUAGGACUGGGUGUAUUUCCGAAAGAUGUUUCAGAUUUUUUUAUGAACAUUGUGGAUGAAGUUUUUGAUUAUAGAACUAAGAACAAUGCAAAAUAUAACGAUUUCUUUCAAUCAUUAAUGGAAUUGGAGAAAAACGAGACCAACGAGAAAGUAAAAAAAACUAACAUUGCGACUCAGGCACUGCUGCUCUUCAACGCUGGCUUCGAAACAACCUCGUCCGCUUUAACACAUGCUAUUUAUGAACUUGGUUGUAAUCUUGAAAUACAAGAGAAGCUGCGCAAAGAGGUGACAACGGUUUUGGAGAAACAUAAUGGACUAUUGUCUUACGAGGCUCUUACGGAAAUGGAAUACCUUGACAGAGUAACGGACGAGACAUUAAGAAAGUAUCCGUCCCUCCCCAUAUCGAUCAGAAAAUGUAUACAAGAUUAUCGCGUAGAAGGCACCAAUUUGGUUAUCCAAAAGGGGGUAAAGGUAUGCAUAUCAAUUUUGGGUAUACACAGGGAUCCAGAAUAUUAUCCAAACCCGGAGGUAUUCGAUCCGGAACGAUUUACUGAAAUAAAUAAAAGUAAACGACCUCCUUGCACGUAUUUGCCAUUUCUGGAUGGACCCCGCAAUUGCAUAGGUUAUUGUAUAGAUACAUAGUAGAAUUGGUUCAGAAUCUUAUGAAUCUUGACCUUUGUUACAUUCCUGGCGGUAUACAUUGUGAAUGCAAUAAGGUCAGUCUCUUGCACAGGCGACGACAUGAGAUUUUGGACUAUACCUAAUCAUUAUAUUAUUGGGAGAUUACAUGUGAAGUAACCGAUCAACAUUCUUUUCUUUCGGUGCCGUUUAUAAACUACGUCGUUUCUCCUCAUCCAUUCGUCACGAUGCGCCUCGUUUUCUGCAUACCCCUCAAAUAUUACGUUACAAAACACCGACCUCCCAUUACAAGCAAAUAAUCGCGAUUAAGAAUGGCAUAGGUCAGGGAUGGCGAACCAAUGGCACUCGUGCCAUUGGUGGCACGCGACACAAUA
This is a messenger RNA of Agrilus planipennis (emerald ash borer), 1214 nucleotides long. RefSeq names its product probable cytochrome P450 6a13. The transcript is spliced from 2 exons. Bases 1 to 843 code for a protein of 280 amino acids. NCBI's taxonomy places the organism in Eukaryota, Metazoa, Arthropoda, Insecta, Coleoptera, Buprestidae. The record is from RefSeq and is a predicted model, not a curated record. Gene Ontology annotation, molecular function: iron ion binding; oxidoreductase activity, acting on paired donors, with incorporation or reduction of molecular oxygen; heme binding.